Anthostomella pinea is the source of this 2235-nucleotide messenger RNA. Lineage: Eukaryota; Fungi; Ascomycota; Sordariomycetes; Xylariales; Xylariaceae. The record is from the annotation of a GenBank genome assembly.
AUGAGUCGCCGCUACUCCUUUGGUUCCGACGCUGGCGAGAACGCCCCCCUCGACAAUCCAAGCGCUCCCGCUCCCUACCUGUCUGCCGCUCAUUCCAGACCUCCUCCGGCUCCCUCCUCCCAUCAUUCCUCCCCGACACGAAAUCCCGAACCCGAACUUGAACCAGAACCUCGCUACCGAGAUCACCCUUUGUCUUCUUCGCUCACGAGAGCUGGAGCACCUACGAAACCUGGCUCACAUCCCGACUCGGCCUUCAGCCGACUACGCCAGAAACGGAGGCAGAGUAGAAGUCCCGAGAGAGCCGCUAUCGCUGCUGGGGUUGGAGGAGAAGCCUACGCCUUGGCCGACACGUCGUCUUCCCGGCCCAACCCCCCGACUCACCGAGACUCGAUUGAACGUGCCUGGGGACACGAGGCGCAACCGAAUAGCAUCACUCCAGGCGCCGACAACUUUGGCGAGGCUGCUUCGGGUGGAAUUCCCGGGCUUGCUAUGAGCGUCGCAGAACGAAACGCUCGCGAAAGUGGUAUGGACGCCAUGAGAGGGCCGCAGCAGUACCAACAACAGCCGCCCUAUCCGCAAGCCUACCAGCGGCCACAACCUCAACAAACGGCCUACGACGACGACGACCAUGCCUACGGGUACGACCGUGGCUACGGCAUGACGCCGGGCUACGGCACCAGCGGGCAUAACCCUUACGAACACAGCUACGCCUCGUCGCCCCAUCUUGCUCCGCUGGGUGUUGGCGCCGCCUUGUCCCACUCGGGAAGAGGCACGCCGACGAGAAGCGUCAACAGCUACUCAAGCGACCCGUUUCGAGAUCCGCAUCUGGCAUACGGCCAGCGGAUGGACCCCAACUAUGGCCAAUUCAAUCCUAAUGAUAUUGAGGACGAUGGUGACGACGGCCUCGUAUUCCGACGUUCCGCUCGGAAUAGUAUGCUGAGUCUGGGUAAUCGAGGCGGUAACGGCGCCGCCGCCGCUGGGGCUGCGGGCACGGCGGCUGCUGCUGGUUACGACCCAGUCCAGAACCCGGGCGCUGGGGCCUCAGGCGUCGGGGCGGGCGGAUACGAUCUGGGUGCCCGAGCCGAGAAACCGUCGGAGUGGAUAUCAAAGCAGAACAACAACAGGAAGAAGUGGAAAUGGCUCAUCAUCAUCAUCGCAUUCCUCAUCAUUGCCGGCGGUAUAGCCGGGGGUGUCGUUGGCGGACUCCUACAUCACAGUUCGAGCGACAGCGACGAUGGGCAAUCAGCUAGUGACGACAAUAAGCAGAACGGCGACCUUGAUAUCAAUUCGUCGGAAAUCAAGGCCUUGAUGAACAACCCCAAUCUUCACAAAGUUUUCCCCGGUGUGGACUAUACUCCAAUCAACGUUCAGUACCCCGACUGUCUCGACAGUCCGCCGUCCCAGAAUAACGUCACUCGCGAUGUGGCCGUUCUUUCGCAACUGACCAACACGAUUCGACUCUACGGGACCGACUGCAACCAGACUGAGAUGACCAUCCACGCCCUGAAGCAGCUCAAGCUUGAAGACGAAAUCAAGAUCUGGCUCGGUGUGUGGCAAGAUACAAAUACCACCACUAACGAACGCCAGCUGAGUCGGAUGUGGACCAUUCUUGACCAGUACGGCACCACGCCCUUCAAGGGGUUGAUCGUGGGUAACGAAAUCCUCUUCCGUAAAGACAUGAAUGCAACCGAACUCGGCAAUCUCCUAGACUCAGUGAGAACGAAUCUCACCGCCCAUGAUUGGGCCCUUCCCGUCGCGACGAGUGAUCUCGGUGACAACUGGAAUUCCGAACUAGCGAGUAUCAGCGACUACAUCAUGGGCAACGUUCAUCCUUUUUUUGCUGGCGUUGACGAAAAGGAGGCCGCGGCUUGGACGUGGCAGUUCUGGCAGAACCAGGCGGGUACUUUCUUCAAGACGGAGAGCGAGAGGAAUGUGAUAUCAGAAAUUGGCUGGCCCACCAAGGGCGGCACGGACUGCGGUUCCGACACGGUGACUAGUUGUCCGGACGGCUCAGUGGCCGGUAUCGAUGGGUUAAACACGCUGUUGGAGACCUGGGUCUGUCAAGCUCUCGCGAACGGGACUAAUUACUUCUGGUUCGAGAUGUUCGACGAGCCCUGGAAAAUCAGCUUCGACGAGCCCGGCAAGGAAUGGGAAGACCAAUGGGGCAUCAUGGACGUCAACCGGAAGCUAAAAGACGGUGUCACGAUCCCCGAUUGCGGAGGCAAGACCGUCUAG